UAAGAAUGUACCAUUAUUGCAGGCCGUUCAUGCCCGAGGUGCACCCCUCCCAAACUGCUGGGGUUUCGUGGAUGGGACGGCGAGGCCCAUCUGCCGCCCUUCCACCAACCAGCGGAUCUACUUUUCUGGACACAAGAGGCUGCACGCAUUGAAGUACCAGUCAAUAAUGUGUGCAAACGGCAUCAUUUGCCAACUUGAUGGUCCCUAUCCGGGACACAGGCAUGACGCUGGCAUUUUGCGCGAAAGUGGCCUCUACGGAAAGUUGGAAAAGCUUGUGCAGGGCCGCUCUUACACCAUCUACGGCGACCCAGCGUACCCAUUACGGCGGCUUCUGAUGAGGCCGUACGGAGGUGCCACCCUCACUCAACAGCAAGUGCUCUUCAACAGUGGCAUGAGUACUGUGCGACAAGCUGUUGAGUGGGGGUUCGGUAAAAUAGUAUCCGAGUUCGCAUUCCUGGACUUCAAGAAAAACCAGAAGCUGUACUUGCAGGAUGUGGGGAGAAUGUAUCGGGUGGGGGCAAUUUUUACUAACUGUCAUACAUGCCUGUACGGUAGCCAGACUGGUAUGUUCUUUGGGCUCCGUGCACCCAACUUGGGGCAAUACUUGAAACCCUCUGUACGGGACAGACACAACCUUUAAGAUACUCUUGGUACAGUGCUCAGCAAACUUAUAUGAAACACUCAAACUGUGUCUUAUCUCGUAAGAUCAGUGCUCCAUUACAUAGCGCUCAAUAGAACAGCUUGAGCAGGGAAG
Ixodes scapularis (black-legged tick) is the source of this 754-nucleotide messenger RNA. RefSeq lists its product as uncharacterized. Lineage: Eukaryota; Metazoa; Arthropoda; Arachnida; Ixodida; Ixodidae. The record is from RefSeq and is a predicted model, not a curated record. The transcript has 2 exons. Bases 167 to 640 code for a protein of 157 amino acids.